Messenger RNA from Protopolystoma xenopodis, 1224 nucleotides. The record is from the annotation of a GenBank genome assembly. Lineage: Eukaryota; Metazoa; Platyhelminthes; Monogenea; Polystomatidea; Polystomatidae.
GCCGCCUAUCCACAGGCCGCGUCGACGACGCCACUCCCUUUUGUGGGACUCGGUUCGCCGGUCAACCCACACGGCGCCAACGGACUCAACCUCGGCCUCGGAUUGGCCGCUCCGCCGAUGAUGCUGGCCGGUCCCAUCGCCCAUUCCGUCGGCGACUCGACCACCGGCGCCCGGCAACGCGCUACCACCACCAACGUCGGCGUCGGCGUUGGCGUCGGCGUUGGUGUGGCUCGGCAGUUUGCCACCAACGGCUUUGUGCGUCGACCUGCGGCCGACGUCUACGCGUCGGGCCAAUGGGCGCCGGAGGCCGACUUCUCGGCGCCGGCCAAUCUCGAGUUGCCGUGUCUGCAGGCCUGCCACGCCGAUUGGUCGCUGAACGCCUACUUGGCGGCUUGGCAGAACGUCGACUUCUACUGGCGUCGCUAUUUCACCAAACACGUCGUCCUCGCCCUCUUUCAAACCGCCAGCCUGCUCGCCAUUGUCUACGCCGUCGCGCUCGGUCACGGCGCCCCCUUUGCCGCUCUCUUUCGCUGCCAUCUGCCCGACACGACUCCGACGCCGACGGCGACGGCUACGGCUACGGCGACGGCGACGGCGACGACCGGAGCGUGGCUGGUGUGUCAUCUGAAGACGACAUUUUUGAUCAACAUUUCAGUUUUGUCCUUUGCCUUUGUCUGUCUCUGCGGACUCGCCUUUCAGGCAGUCUUCUUCUACUCGGCCUUCUACCAACCGCGCCGUCUCGGCCACGACGCGUCGGCCUACCUCGGCCUGGCGACGCGUCGGCAUGGCGACGUCGACGUCGACGCCAACGCCGACGCCGACGCCCGUCUGCACGGACGGGACGAGGCGGGCAAAAGUUUCUUCGGCGACUACAUUCGUCUGUUGGCCUACUCGGCUCUGCGAGAGACGACGCAACGCGAGAUCCGCGGUCUCGUCGUCGCGUUGGCGCCGGGACUGUUCCACACCGACUUCCACUACGUCGGCUUGUUGUGCGCGGAGAAUGCUGACCUGCUGCCGGACGCACUGCACAUCCACUACUGGACACAACGACACGCCCGGCAACUGCAACGUCGUCGCUUGGGCCUGCAACAGUCGCGAGCCUCGCAGUGGGGCCUACGUCGAGCGGCCAGCAUCAGCCAGCUGGUGCGAAGCGAGGAUCUUUCGGUGAAAUUGCAUUUCAGCAAAGUCCGCAUCAAAGUGGAGGUUAGCGAUCUCUUCUUUUAG